Monopterus albus (swamp eel) is the source of this 1238-nucleotide messenger RNA. Its product is annotated as tissue factor-like. Gene Ontology annotation, molecular function: protein binding; cytokine receptor activity. Gene Ontology annotation, cellular component: plasma membrane. The transcript has 7 exons. The coding region runs from base 134 to 994 and encodes 286 amino acids. Gene Ontology annotation, biological process: cytokine-mediated signaling pathway; blood coagulation. Lineage: Eukaryota; Metazoa; Chordata; Actinopteri; Synbranchiformes; Synbranchidae. The record is from RefSeq and is a predicted model, not a curated record.
AACACAAACCACACUCAGUCCAAGCAGCUUCAAACCAGAGGAAUAUCUGAUCUACAGUACAGGCACUUUUUUUUUGGGUCCAGAUAGUUGGAAGAUCCUGGAGCGAAGGAGAAAGGACUCGAGUUACCUUAACAUGGCAUUUCUGAAAAAUGUGCUCUAUCUGGUAGGCUGUCUCUCUGCUUGGAUCACCACAGCUGCAGAUAAGAACCUGGUGCCCACAGCAGAGAACGUAAAAUGGGUGUCUUUGGACUUUAAAACCAUCCUUACCUGGGCCACCAAAACAUCUAACUACAACUACACUGUCCAGUACGCUUGGGAUCAUGAAAAUUGGCAUACGUGUCUUGGCUGCAUCGAAAUGUUAGAGUCAGAAUGUGAUCUGACCAACUGCCUCAAAGCCGUCGACAGGACCUACACUGCCAACAUCCAAAUAGAAUCAGCGGACGUUAAUUAUGCCCCGGAGGACUUACCUCACAUUCAAUCCCAAGGCUUCAACCCCUACAGAUAUAGUAACAUCAGUGCUGUGAAUUUUACUGUGGAGACCAAUGGAAGCAGAGUAAUAAUCAACAUCACAGAUCCUCUGACCAGUAUUCAUGAGGAUGGGAAGCAGCUCAGCAUCAGAGACAUUCUCAAAAAUGACCUCCAAUACAAGAUCAGCUACGGCAAGUCUGGAAGUACAGGCAAGAGAGACAUCAUAUCUAAAGCCAACAUACGAGAGAUGCCGGAGCUGGAUGCAGGACAAAGUUACUGCUUGAUGGUAGCAGCUUACAUCCCCUCCAGACCCAAAGCGACCCAGCAGGGAGCCUGGAGCAAACAGCUGUGUACACAUGGACAAACAAACACACUGCAAGAGUUGAGUCUUGGAGCAUGGGUUGGUGUAGUCUUCAUCCUGCUCACAGUCCUCAUCAUUAUUGUUACGGUGAUGGUCCUCUGCUGCAGAUGCUGCCGACAAAGAAACAAAAUCCCUAAUACAUCUCAGUCAUCAGUGCCUGUUUAGUAUGUGUGUAUACAGUGCAUGCCUUUCCAACAUAGGGAGCUGAUCUCACCUCAGCUUUUUAUCUCUGCUUUGUUUCUAGGAAUUCAUUCUUUCACACUAUGUUCUUUUUUUUUGCUUACAUUGUAUUGUAGAUAUGAAUUUUCUAUUACAUGUUUAAAAUUUAUAUUCAAGGUGAAUUGUCCUAUAUAUUUGAAUGGCCAUUUGAACUUGUGCACAUCAGUACAUUAAAAAUCUGUACAGCUUU